Messenger RNA from Perkinsus marinus ATCC 50983, 1866 nucleotides. RefSeq lists its product as hypothetical. The coding region runs from base 1 to 1866 and encodes 621 amino acids. The transcript has a single exon. The record is from RefSeq and is a predicted model, not a curated record. Lineage: Eukaryota; Perkinsozoa; Perkinsida; Perkinsidae.
AUGCCCUUCGGGGCUGGACCCAGCCCUGGGGGACUGGAGGCAGCUACUGAGGUAUGGAUGGAAGAAUCUAAGCAACUGUCGGCGACAUUGGUUCCACCACAAUCAACCAAUUCUAUCGCCUGGCCUAACUUCUACGACUUGGGUAGUUUCGACCACUGCAAACCUGUUCUACAGGAUGCCUUCAGGCGUCUGCCAAUCGACCCAACACAGCCAUUCCAACUGUUGGACUAUGUAGACGACUACGCUAUCACCGGCGACUCUGUAGCGCAGGUCGAUUGGCACUCAGCUCUUGCGGAGGGCGCUGCCGGCUACAGGGGGUUUCGCUUCCCAGUGGCUAAGAAAUAUCAAUCGUGGGACACCGACAGCGACAAUAAGCUCCUUGGCUAUCAUCUAAGGAAUGAUCUGCUUUCGCCUGUCUUCUCUGCCGAGCUGCUGCCGGAAAAUAGCUGCUCACCAGUCACCAAGCGGGCGGUGAGUCAUACUCUAGCCUCUCUCUAUGAUCCAUUAGGGAGGUACAUCGAGUACAGCAUGAAGGGCCGCAGUUUAUGGAGAUCAGUGGUGGACUCGACCAGGGAGGACGAAGUACCUACAGCCCUUACUUGGAACAAGGCUGUUCCCAAUGGCUUGGUUAAAGAAGUUAACCGCUGGGCUAAAGCAGUAUCCGCCCUACCCCCAACGCCGAGGUUCAUACCAGUGCGAUGGAGAUGUCCAACAUCAUCAAGCUAUCAUCACUGCCAAUUAUUGGUCUCUUGUGAUGCCUCAAAUAUCGGUUGGUGUGUCGACGUGAGGUCCAAAGUCAACGGACUUCCUAUUGGUCCAAGACUGUGUGGUCGUGGUGGUUUGUUCCCCCAGCGGAGGUCCUAUCAUCUUGAUGGUAAGUCGACAUCAACUCCAACGUCUACGGUACCGAGGCUUGAACUCCACAGUCUAUUGCAAGCCGCUAAGGAACUCCUUCGACUAUGCUCAGCGGUCAGACUUUCGCCCGCCAACAAUACCACAGCCAUCAUUAUGUCAGAUAGUCUGAUUAACAUACAGAGGUUGUGUCGCAUGAGCGAUAAGUCUGAGACCGAGUUGAUGAGCUGCAUCGGCAAAAAGGGAAAGUGCAACUACUCCAGAAGCGAUCUGGGGAAACUCCUUAAAAUACGGCAGACUUUGAGGGAGGUACCCAUACCGGUUACGCUGAUACAUCUUCCUUCGGCACUUAACCUAGCUGAUGACGGUUCCCGAUGCAGGGUUCCUUCGAGAGGCUCAGAGGAGAUGGAGCUUCUAGAAGCAGUUCUUCAAGACCCGACCCGUCGCCCAAACUACGUUCCCGGCAAAACAAAUUCGGAUGACUCUCGUUCAGACGCGGACGAUGUGGCCUACGACUAUAUCAAAGCUGAUGAACCCGGUUCGGCGGCGCUGUGCGCCACUGCUCCGCAAGCAGGGCCCCUACCGACUCCAUUCAACGAUUCUCUAGGCCUUCCCAUUCUAUCAGAGUCAGAUAGGGCGACAAUUGACGAUGCUAUUGAUGACUCCAUCAAGAACGACGGGUUCUAUAGUGCUGUCCGCUCCUACCUUAAGGAUGGUACCGUCGCUGAUGGGCAUUCUCCUGCGAGGCUGAAACGUCAAGCUACCAAUUUCGAGCUUGACGCGAAUGGCAGACUCUUCAGAAUAGUAAGGCAACGACCAGAUGCUACGGUGGUUCGCCAGCGAGUUAUUUCUGGCCAUGCUCACAACAUCAUCGACAAGAUUAUUAUCACUCGGCAUCUUGAAUGGCACCAUCUGGGUCCCCAAAAACUGGCCAUACGCCUAUCCGACUCAUUUUAUUGGCCCAGGCAGCGUCGCACUGUUGCUAGAGCGCUCAGAAGUGUAUACCUUGUCUGA